Strongyloides ratti is the source of this 1446-nucleotide messenger RNA. RefSeq names its product Regulator of G protein signalling domain and DEP domain and Winged helix-turn-helix DNA-binding domain and G-protein gamma-like domain and Regulator of G protein signalling superfamily domain and Regulator of G-protein signalling, domain 1-containing protein. NCBI's taxonomy places the organism in Eukaryota, Metazoa, Nematoda, Chromadorea, Rhabditida, Strongyloididae. Gene Ontology annotation, biological process: intracellular signal transduction; G protein-coupled receptor signaling pathway; regulation of G protein-coupled receptor signaling pathway. The coding region runs from base 1 to 1446 and encodes 481 amino acids. The record is from RefSeq and is a predicted model, not a curated record. The transcript has 4 exons.
AUGUCUAUUUCAACAUUAUCAAAGCUUGACUUACUUUCACUUAGAAUAUCUGAAGCUGCUCCAUUAAAAACUCAUAAAUACUUUAGAAUUGCAGUUCCACAGGCAAUGACAGGACAAGUACUUGUGCAACUUCUUCAUGAUCUUCUACAACUAGAUGAUAAUGCAGAAGCUCUUCACUUAGCCACACUUCUUCUUCAGUACGGUUAUAUUUUUCCAGUUAUUGAACAAUCUAAUUUUGUUAAAGAUGAUAAUACUCUUUAUAGGAUACAAUUACCAUAUUAUUGGCCUUCACAUGCCACACAUACAGAUAAUGUUGAAUAUGCUAUAUAUCUUAAUAAAAGAUUACUUAGGAAUGAACAAAAACAUGGUCUUGAGGAAGAUGAAGUUGAAGCAUACAAUAAACUUGUUGAACUCCUUGGACAUAUGUGGAAUUUUAUUCAAAUUCAAGCUGAAAUGCAACUUAAACUUCAAAAAGAAAAGAAAAAACAAGAUAAAGUUGUUUAUGAUUCAGAGGAACGUGCUUUUUGGAGAUCACGACGUCCCGGUGCAUCUAAUUGUUUAGAACAACAUGUUAUGAAACAAGAAAGAAAAAUAAGAAAAAAUACUGUUGAUAUGGUUAAACAAACUAUUAAUAGAUUAAAAUUAAGCAUUAAAACAAAACCAUGGUUAAAAGCAUUAAAAGCUAGUGAUACAAUGGUUACAUGGUGUGAACAAUUUCAGGAUUAUGAUCCAUUUAUUACUACCUCACAACCUAGUAAUCCAUGGAUUUCUGAUGAUGUUACUCUUUGGACUAUUAAUGCUGAUUCUGUUGAUGUACCAACAGAAAGAAGAGUUAAACGUUGGGGUUUAAGUGUUCAGGAACUUGUUAGAGAUCCUAUUGGUAGGCAGGUUUUAGAAACUCACUUAGAAUCAGAAUUUUCUUCUGAAAAUAUUAGAUUUUGGAUAGCUAUACAAGAAUUAAAAUAUUCACCUAAUAGUCAAGUUGAGGAGAAAGCACAAAAAAUUCAUGAUGAAUUUUUGGCACCAGGUGCACCAUGUCAAGUUAAUGUUGAUUCUAAAACACUUGAUGAAACUUUAAAAUUAUUAAAAGACGUUCGUAUAGCUAGAAGGCACGCAUUUUGGGUAGCUGAAGAACAUGUAUUUACAUUAAUGAGUAAAGAUUCUUAUCCCCGUUUUAUUCGUUCACAAAUUUAUAAAGGAGUUUUGUCAGCUGCACAACAACAAGGUUCCAGAAGACUUGGAUGGAGAAAUUUCGUUUUUAAUGUUGGAAAUCAAAAAAAAGUUAAUGCUGGUGGUGGUGGUACAAGUGGAAAUAAGCAUAAAGCGAGUAGAGAUGAUACAUUAAAUAAUGCUCUUCCAAAACAACUUAGUAGUGAUUCAUUACCUCUAAAAAGUCAACAAGCUAAUCCACAAAGAUUUAAUAUGAAUCCGAAAGAUAAAAAAUAA